Molecule: messenger RNA, 3015 nt
Organism: Talpa occidentalis (Iberian mole)
Lineage: Eukaryota; Metazoa; Chordata; Mammalia; Eulipotyphla; Talpidae
Gene: PTGER3
Product: prostaglandin E receptor 3
Exons: 4
Coding region: 239-1414 (391 amino acids)
Biological process (GO): positive regulation of cytosolic calcium ion concentration; phospholipase C-activating G protein-coupled receptor signaling pathway; adenylate cyclase-activating G protein-coupled receptor signaling pathway
Cellular component (GO): plasma membrane
Molecular function (GO): prostaglandin E receptor activity
Source: RefSeq, a predicted model, not a curated record
CUUCCCCGAGCGGACGGCGCGGCUGCCUGCGUGGUCUGAAAGCCCAGGCGCCGCGGCCCGAGUGGCCAGGUGAGGCGGUGGCUGUGCCCCGCAACAUGGAGGGCAGCCCAGCCCUGGCCCCAGUCCCAGCCCCAGCCCGCACCCGGGUUGCCGCCGACCCCAGCCGCUGUCCGCUCCCCGUCCGCCGGCUCCCGCUGCUGCUCUCUGGGCGCCGUCCCCGGCUCACCUCGAAGCCAACAUGAAGGAGACCCGGGGCGACGGCGGGAGCGCCCCUUUCUGCACCCGCCUCAACCACUCCUACCCUGGCAUGUGGGGAACCGACCGGUCCGCGGAGGCGCGGGGCAACCUCACGCGCCCGGCGGGGCCAGGCGAGGACUGCGGCUCGGUGUCCGUGGUCUUCCCGAUCACCAUGCUCAUCACCGGUUUCGUGGGCAACGCGCUGGCCAUGCUGCUGGUGUCGCGGAGCUACCGGCGCCGGGAGAGCAAGCGCAAGAAGUCGUUCCUGCUGUGCAUCGGCUGGCUCGCGCUCACCGACAUGGUGGGGCAGCUGCUCACCAGCCCGGUGGUCAUCGUCGUGUACCUGUCCAAGCAGCGCUGGGAGCAGCUCGACCCGUCGGGGCGACUGUGCACCUUCUUCGGCCUGACUAUGACUGUCUUCGGGCUGUCCUCGCUCUUCAUCGCCAGCGCCAUGGCCGUCGAGAGGGCGCUGGCCAUCCGGGCGCCGCACUGGUACGCGAGCCACAUGAAGACGCGCGCCACCCGCGCGGUGCUGCUCGGCGUGUGGCUGGCGGUGCUCGCCUUCGCCCUGUUACCGGUUCUGGGCGUGGGUCGGUACACCAUCCAGUGGCCCGGGACGUGGUGCUUCAUUAGCACCGGGGGCGGGGGCAACGAAACCAGCUCUCCCCAGAACUGGGGCAACCUUUUCUUCGCCUCCACCUUUGCCUUCCUGGGGCUUUCAGCGCUGGCGGUCACGAUUGCUUGCAACCUGGCCACUAUUAAGGCCCUGGUUUCCCGUUGCCGAGCCAAGACCACCGCAUCACAGUCCAGCGCCCAGUGGGGCCGGAUCACGACGGAGACGGCCAUCCAACUCAUGGGGAUCAUGUGCGUGCUGUCGGUCUGCUGGUCGCCAUUGCUGAUAAUGAUGUUAAAAAUGAUCUUCAAUCAGACAUCAGUUGAGCACUGCAAGACACACAUGGAAAAGCAGAAAGAAUGCAACUUCUUCUUAAUAGCUGUUCGCCUGGCUUCACUGAACCAGAUCUUGGAUCCCUGGGUUUAUCUGCUGCUAAGAAAGAUCCUUCUUCGAAAGUUUUGCCAGAUCAGGCAGCACACAAACAACUAUGCAUCCAGUUCCACCUCCUUACCACACCAGUGUUCCUCAACCUUGAUGUGGAGUGACCAUUUGGAAAGAUCAUGAAAGAACGGACUUGGACUUUUUUUUUUUUUUUUCUUUUUUUGCAAUUCCUGCUUCCCUGAUUGUGUAUUUCUUCCCAUCUGAGGAGAACUUUAUAUUUUGAUUUGGAUUGUUUCCUCAUUUUUUUUUUUCUUUUAAUUUUUUUUUUUUUUAUUAGUAAUGCCCAUGGAGACCAGGUUUGUUAUAUAAUCCACAUCCCUGAGAGUUACAUUGACUUCUUGGACUGAAUUUUGAGCAUAUGUUUAAGAAGGUGGGCAGGAUUUCACAGUUGACGAUUGUGGGAAAGAGUGAGAAAAACAGAAAACAAUCUUCCAGGAGUUUUUUCCUCCAGUCAAGCCCUUAUCUGAAUCUCGACAGAAGAAAUGAACUCCUGCCUAAUUCCACAGCCAUCCCAUUGCAGAACCAGUGCUUUCAGAAUGAUUGCCACUCAGUAAAACCCAGCAGCGCAGCUCCCAAGAGGGGUUGGUGCUGGGAAUUAGCACACCCAACCUUGCCGACAUCCUAGAGCCAGGGUAAAAGAAGGGAGCAGGGCAUAAGUAGAACUAGAAGACUGGCCUUCUAGCCGAAACUAUAGAUAGUCAAGUUCUCCUAAGAAGGGCGGGAAAAAAUUAAUUAUCUUUUAUAUGUACAUGUGUACAUGUGCCUUAGAGUUUUAGUGGAUUUUGGUCCACAAAAUAAAUGAAAAUUCAGAGUUGACUUGAUUUGCAUUUUCACUGUCAAUAGGAAUGACUUUAAAAAAUCAAAUAAAUAGUGAAAUUCAGGUUACAAGGUAACCGCCUAAACUAUCUAAGAGAACAAAUUUUUUUCCCAGCAUUCUCAGUAGUAGGGAUAACUUUAAUUAUUCAGGUAGCAUAAGGAUAUCUGUAAGUACACCUUAUUUGAUAUACUAUAAUUACUAGGAAUACUUAACUGUUUAAUUUUUGUCUUAAAAUAUUUGUGCUCAUAUUUUUCAUGAAUCCAGACUUUUACUGAAUAUUUUGUUAAUUCAAAAUAUCUCUAGUCUCAUCCCAUGGAUAAAAAUGUUUUUCUGUUUUCUUCAUGUUCUAAACCUUUACUUGGCUUUCAUUAUGUGAAAUGCUUUUUUAUAUAAGAAUAAUUUGUAUAUUAUAUAUUUUAAGAGCCUUUGUAAUUCUUUUUUUAAAAAAUUACUAAACUCUAUUGUUAGCUCCUUGUGGGCAGUAUGACUGCUUUAUCUCUUGUAUCUAUAGAGCUUAGUACAGUGCUAAUAAGCACAUAGAAAUUCCUCAAUAAAAACUUGAUGGAACAAUAAAGUGACCACACUACAAUCUAUGUGAUAAUGCCUAAAACAACUAAUUAUGCAGCACCAUGAGGAAGGGUGGCAUGUAGUUGACAGUUGAUUCUCUAUUCACAUUUCUACUUUGAUCUUUUACCGCUUUGGUCAGUCUUUAAAUUCAGGCAUCUAGUCUCCUAGAUGUCUUCUUUAGGCUUCUUGAAGAAAACAACUUUAAUUAUUCAUUGAAUGUGGGUGAUUGCCAUUAAAAAAAUAAAUGAGAAAAAUUAAAGUCUGCAUGUAAAAUAACUGAUCAUUUAGUGAGUAUGACUUUUUUUAAAUUGUGGUAAUACUGGUUUAUAAUACUAUAUGU